This is a messenger RNA of Psylliodes chrysocephalus, 1545 nucleotides long. NCBI's taxonomy places the organism in Eukaryota, Metazoa, Arthropoda, Insecta, Coleoptera, Chrysomelidae. The record is from the annotation of a GenBank genome assembly.
AUGUUUUUGACACAGAAUAUAAUAUUAGAUUUAUUGGGAAUUUUUGUCGCUCUAAUAACAAUUUUUGCUGCAAAACACUUAUGGACACUUGGAUAUUGGAAAAGGAGAGGAGUUGCUGGCCCAGGAGGCAUAUUUCUCUUUGGAAGCAUGAAGGACGUUUUUUUAUUUAAAAAGACUUUGCAAUAUUUCUUCAAGGAAUUAUACAGUGAAUAUAAAUCAAAAGGUGAACGCUAUAUUGGAUGCUAUUUAUCCGGUAGACCAAUUUUUAUUCCCAUUCAUAUAGAUGUGAUCAAAGAAGUGUUGAAUAAUCAUGAACAUUUUGAUAGUCACGGUUCUUAUUUCAAUGAAAAUCAACCGUUAACAACCAAUGUGUUUGCAUUAGGAGGGACUAGAUGGAAAGAAGUUCGCGCUAAACUUACGCCAACUUUUACACCCGCUAAAAUAAAAAUGGCCUAUAAUUCUCUUUUAGAUUGCAAAUUGGAUUUAGAAGUGCUUCUUUAUAAAUCUUCCAAAAAUAAUCCCGUUAAUAUUAGCGAUAUAUUAGUACGUUUUACGACUCAUGUAAUUGGAACUUCUGCAUUUGGGCUAGACCUUGGCUGUAUGAACGAUUCUGAUAAACCUUCUGAUUUCGUAAUUAAUGGUAACAAAGUACUUGGGCCAUCAAUUCAAAAUUCAAUACGAUUUAUACUUCCGUUUGUCGUAAAUCAUGAUAUUUUAAGAGCAUUAAAUUUUAAUGCUUAUAGCCAAGAUACUACCGAUUUUUACGUCAAUACCACGUUGUCAACGAUCAAAUAUAGAGAAGAAAAUAAUACUGAAAGAAACGAUUUUAUGGAUCUACUGAUUAAAAUGAAAAACAGUAAAAACGACCAAGAGAGGCUGACAAUUUCUGAAAUAAUAGGACAAUCUUUUAUAUUCUAUAUCGCUGGAUUUGAAACUUCCUCCAGUUCAACAAAUUUUGCAAUUUUUGAAAUUGCGCGGCAUCAAAGUAUUCAGGAUAAACUUCGUCAGGAAAUAAAUCUAGUGCUGAAUAAAUACGAUAACCAUAUUACUUAUGAAGCUGUACAAGAAAUGGUUUACCUAGACCAGGUUGUAUAUGAAACUUUGCGGAUGUAUCCACCAGUACCAUUUUUGAUGAGAGAAUGUAACAAAGACUACAAAGUGGUUGGAACGGAUUUUUUAAUUGAGAAGGGAACGCCGGUGUUUAUUCCUUCUACCGGAAUCCAGUACGAUCCUGAGUAUUAUCCAAAUCCGGAUAAAUUUGACCCCGAAAGAUUCAGUGCCAAUAAUAGGAGGACCAUACCAUCUUAUUCAUGGUUACCUUUUGGAGAGGGACCCAGAAUUUGUUUAGGUAUUCGAUUUGGACUUCUACAAGUUAAAGUCGCUAUAAUAACUCUUAUACAAAAUUUCAAAUUUUCUCUCAACGAAAAGACUACAUUACCACUUAAAUUGAAUAAUUCGCUACUUCUGUUGAAAUGUGAUGAUGGAAUUUAUAUUGAUUUAGAGAGAAUAAAUGGAGGAGAUCAAACAAGUGAAGAAAAAAAUUAG